AUGAACUUUGUUCAUGGAACAAGUUCAGAAAGUCACAAAGAAUCGCACUUUAGUAGACAAACUAAUGAGGAAUUCAUUACACAAAAGAAACAACAUGAACAGGCUAAAGGUAUCGUUGUUGUAAAAGACAGUCGGACGUGCUUCAGGUGUAACGAAGCUGGACACAUUGCUAGAAAAUGUCCACAACAAAAGCCUAAGCUUGUUUAUGUUGAAAAGAAGAAAUCAGAAGAUCUCAUACAGAAACUGCCAAUGUUUGCAACAAAACAAAUUUGGAAAAGAAUAAACGAAUCUAAUAACAAAGACAAACCAGUAAAACAAAAUGUUUCAACUAAACAUACUGGUGAAUCUUUAAAAGAAAAUAUUCAAAAAGAUUCAAAAUUUUAUAUAAAGAAUUUUUUUUCAGAAAGUCAAACAUGGGUGGUUAAAAAGAAAGAAAAUUCUAAUGGUGAGAAACUAACUUCUUCAGCUGAGAAAGUUGAAAAAGUUAUUUCAAAGAAUGUAAGCUUUUGCAAACCAAAAUCCGUAGCAAUGCCCAAGGAAAGUCAAACAUGGGUGGUUAAAAAGAAAGAAAAUUCUAAUGGUGAGAAACAAACUUCUUCAGCUGAGAAAGUUGAAAAAGUUAUUUCAAAGAAUGUCAAAUCUAUUGGGUGGUUUAAGGAGACAAAACGAACAGAAGGCACAUCUGAUAUAAGCAUGAGAAUCAUAUGUGAUGCGUAA
Molecule: messenger RNA, 717 nt
Organism: Helianthus annuus (common sunflower)
Lineage: Eukaryota; Viridiplantae; Streptophyta; Magnoliopsida; Asterales; Asteraceae
Exons: 3
Coding region: 1-717 (238 amino acids)
Molecular function (GO): nucleic acid binding; zinc ion binding
Source: RefSeq, a predicted model, not a curated record